AUGUUAUCCAAAAGAGGCUAUUUAAUUCAUUUUGCUCGUCUAUUCUUUGCCAGUCUCUUGUACGGUAUCAGUUCAUUGCUCUCUCGUCUUUGGAAUAAAUAUCAACUAUUCGAUAUUAGCUUUCAAUUACAACGAUGUCAAUCAAGUAUUACUACGAACAAAAUUUCUGAUAUUACAAUAUGGCAUUGGUUAAAUAAUUUUCAUUUUGCUAAUCUUUUCCCUUCAUUUUCAUUUUUAUCAACGUCAAAUACGCAAAAAUGUCAUUACUUUACUAAAGUUGAUUAUCCAAUCGAUAUAAAUAAAUUAAUUGAAUUGAUUCAUUCGAUUCUAUUUAUUUAUUUUGUUUAUCAUUCAAUUCAUCUUUCACUGUUUCAUUGUAAUCUUAAACGACUACAUGAAAAACAACAUUAUUAUGCACGUCUCUAUCGGCAAGAUCAAGGAAAAAGAAAAGAAAUAUAA
Rotaria socialis is the source of this 459-nucleotide messenger RNA. Lineage: Eukaryota; Metazoa; Rotifera; Eurotatoria; Philodinida; Philodinidae. The record is from the annotation of a GenBank genome assembly.